This is a messenger RNA of Lolium rigidum, 843 nucleotides long. RefSeq lists its product as uncharacterized. Lineage: Eukaryota; Viridiplantae; Streptophyta; Magnoliopsida; Poales; Poaceae. The record is from RefSeq and is a predicted model, not a curated record. The transcript has 5 exons. The coding region runs from base 24 to 584 and encodes 186 amino acids.
CCGCCGCCGCGACUGAGGACCGGAUGGAGAGACCAGCGACUCAAGGAGGAAGAAGGCCGGACCGCGGGGAUCGCAGCGAGGAAGGAUCGAGGCAUCGAGCCAUCACAGCCAUGGAGUUGCUCUCCUGCGUCGGGAGGGUGCUCUUCGCCUCCUUCUUCAUCAUCUCCGCCUACCGGGAGGCCUGCAAGUUUGGGUCUGAUGGUGGACCAGCUGCCAAGUCUCUCGAGCCCAAAUUCAACCUCUUUCUCAAGCAAGUGUCUACUAACACCGGAAUGGCUGUGCCGCACAUCCACAUCAAGACUGUCACUACCACUACAUUGUUUCUCAAAGGCUAUGGUGGUGGAUUCCUCAUACUCAACCUCUCCCUCGGAGCAUUCUUACUGCUUGUUUAUCUUGCAUUCAUAACCCCUGUUAUGUGCGACUUCUACAACUACGAAAUGGGGUCGCCGCAAUUUGUUCAGCUAUUUACCCAGUUUUCACAGAACCUGGCCCUUUGCGGGGCGCUGCUCUUCUUCAUUGGGAUGAAGAGCUCCAUCCCAUGGAGGAAGUCGAAGAGAAGGGCGGUGAAGACCAAAACAACUUGAUGGAAGUUGCAAGGAUUUGUAGUAGGAUUUGGAAACUAUUAAUACUAAGCUAGUCAUGUUUUAGGUAUACUCGUCCCGCUUUUGACCAUAAAAUCUGUUGUGGGCAGUAUGUAGGGAUUUAAGCCAUCUAGCUUGCCCAGGUCUGGUUUUCUGUAUUUUGCAUUAGCUGGUUGGUAUGUUUGAUGCAGGUGUAGACUUGUUUUGUUGCAGAAACUGCUCGUCUCAGUUCAGGAUCAAAAGAUACAUUCUCGGCUGCAGA